CACAACAGCAGCGAGCUAGCUAGCUAUGUUAGCCGUUAGUUAGCUUUAGCUGGCGGCUCAGGGGCGGAUUGAAAGCGGGGAGUUCUGCUCGGAUAAAGUGGAUUUUCUUCAUGUUUGGAACUAACAACUGUAACUCUGUAUAAGUAGAGGUGUAGCCUGGCCGGUGUGGCGAAGUUACUCUGACUCGGUGCGCCAUAUUAAGCUAAGCUAAGAUAAAUUAGACAGAGGAUGGAGCUUUGUGGAUUGUGCAGAUCAGACAUUAUAGAAUUAGCUUAGCUUAGCAUAGUCUGCUAGCUUGCUUGCUAACCACUAGCCAGCGUCUGGGGCUCGGCCUCACCCUUCAGAGCGGCCUGUGUGGGAAUAGCUGAGGAGCGGAGCGGAGCAUUCCGCUGGGAUGUAGCCAUAACAUUCCUGCACUGGCGGGGUGGGGUACUGCCUGGCGUUAGAGGUAUAUCUCCCGAUGUUGGAAAAGUACUGAUGAUCCCCAUUUCCCUGCAAGACCAACAUAUUUAAAUGCACAGGGAGGGGAAACAUGAGUACAGGAAAGCCAAGCGGUCUCAAGCCGCCCAGUAAGAUUGGUAAGCCUACUGGUGUACCAACCAAGACCUCCCCUCCCUCAGCUACUCCAAAACCUGUAACAUCACCAGGUACCGGCACCCCCGCUGUUAAUGAGUCAGUGGCCGAAUUCUCAGUAGGUGAGCGCGUGUGGGUGAAUGGAAAUAAGCCAGGCUAUAUUCAGUUCAUUGGCGCGACCCAGUUUGCACCGGGACAGUGGGCAGGCAUCGUUUUGGAUGAGCCCAUCGGGAAGAAUGAUGGCUCGGUGGCUGGAGUGCGGUACUUUCAGUGUGAGGACUUACGAGGUAUCUUCACCCGGCCUUCCAAACUUUCCCGGGCUCCGAUCCCAGAGCGCGAGACCAAUGGUGCGCAGAAUUCGCCUGCCCAGGCGUCCUCUGCUGCCGCCACCGCUCCUGCUGACGGUCAAACCGCCGCUGCUAACAAGACCUCAACCAACCUGUCCAAAGACACCAGUGGUUCUGUUACCAACCUCUCCGAGGCGGACUCGGCUAAGAAGGCGAAACGGGAGCUGAAGCUUGGAGAUCGUGUGCUGAUCGGAGGAACGAAGGCUGGCGUUGUACGCUUCCUUGGAGAGACGGACUUUGCUAAAGGCGAAUGGUGUGGGGUGGAGCUUGAUGAGCCUCUUGGAAAGAACGAUGGCGCAGUGGCUGGUGCAAGAUAUUUCCAGUGUUUGCCAAAGUAUGGCUUGUUCGCGCCUACACACAAAGUGACCCGCAUUGGCUUUCCCUCCACCAGCAAAGUCAAAAGCUCGAGGCGCAGGUCCACCCUUCAGCAGAGCCCCAGUGGAUCCUCUGCCAGCACCCUGAGCUCUGUUGCCUCUUCAGUUGGAGGCAAACCCAGCCGUGCAGGCCUGUUGACAGAGACGUCAAUACGCUACAACCGGAAGAUCUCGGGCACUACGGCUAUGCAGGAGGCUCUGAAAGAGAAGCAGCAGCACAUAGAACAGCUCCUGGCUGAGCGGGAUCUCGAGAGGACUGAAGUGGCCAAAGCUACGAGCCAUGCAGGAGAAGUGCAGCAGGAACUGGCCCUGCUUAGACAAGGCCAGGAGCAGUACGCUCUGGAGAUGGAGGCUAAGUUGGACCAGUUGCGCAGGCUGGUGGAGACUGCAGACAGGGAAAAGGUGGAGUUGUUGAAUCAGCUAGAAGAGGAAAAAAGGAAAGUAGAGGAUCUUCAGUUCCGAGUUGAGGAAGCUUGUAUUACCAAAGGUGAUCUAGAGACGCAGACCAAACUGGAGCAUGCCCACAUUAAGGAGCUCGAACAGAGCCUUCUCUUUGAAAAGACCAAAGCUGAUAAACUCCAGAGGGAGUUAGAGGAUACUAGGGUGGCCACAGUGUCGGAGAGGUCGCGGAUUAUGGAGCUGGAAAAGGAAGUGGCUGAGCUGCAGCUACGCCUGCGAUCUCAGCGAGCAGAAGCUGGAGCAGCCUCUCCUCCAUUGCAGGACAAAAGGGUUAGGGAGCUGAGCACUGAGCUAGAAGCCCGGCAUAAGGAGGUGCUUGUUCUCCAGCAGAGACUCAGCUCCUCUGAUCAGGAGAAUACCUCCCUUCAGCAUCAGCUGAAGGAUUUGAAGCAGAAAGUUGAGACGGCAUCUGAAGAAAGUAAAACCACAGCAUUAUCCAUGCAAGACAUGGAGAAGAGUAUGGGAGCGGAGAGAGAGCGACUGCAGCAGCUAAGCAGUGAGAAGAAGAAGCUGGAGGAGGAGCUGGCCUGCAGGCAGCAGCAGGAGCAGACACUGAAGGAGGAGCACGAGCGACAGAAGAAGGAGCUGCAGGAGAAACUAGGCCAGACGGAGAAACAGAUGAGCAAAGCACAGGAGAGGAACACAGAGCUGGAACGGCAGGUGGCAGAGCUGCAGCUGUUUAAAGAUAAAGCCCAGAAUUCCCAAACUGCAGAAACUCUGGAAUGUCUAAAGCUGAAACAUCAAGAGCUGCAACUCGAGCUUGAAGCCCUGAAGCAGCAGAACUCCAAAUACCAAGAGGAGCUUAGUCUCUCCAAGGAGCAGCUCAGCUCUGAGAACCAGCGCAUUGGAAGCCUCUGCAAAGAAAUUGAGGAGCUGAAGCUCGCAGCCAAUCAGAAGUCACAGAGGCUGGCAGCGCUUCAGGAGGAGAAUGGGAAGUUGGCUCAGGAGCUGGACAGCAGCCGGCAGGACGGCAGCAGGCAGCAGACGCUCGACAGUGAGCGUCUGACUCUCAACAGCCAGCUGGAGAUUAAUGAGAGGGAAAACUCCAAUAUGCCAGUAUCUGAGAAGGACAAAGAACUACAAGCGUUAAGGAAUGAGAUUGCGGUUCUGCGUGGAGAGAAUGCCAUGGCUAAAACGCUGCAGGCGGCGGUGGAGUCUCUGGAGAGGGACAAGCUGCAGCUUCAGGGCAGAGUCCACAGCCUGGAGCUGAAGCUGGAGGGCAGGCCGGCCGAAAACCAAGAAGAGGGUCCUGCAGGUGAUGCAGCUCUAUCCCAGCUCAGAGAGGAGAAGGAGUUCGCUGAAGGACAGAUCAACUUCCUGAACUCGGUCAUUGUGGAUCUGCAGAGGAAAAAUGAGGAGCUGAAGGUGAAGCUGAAGAAAAUGGCUUUGGCUGAGUUUAAUGGGAAUGAAGAGAAUGAUGGUGGUGAGGUAAAGAAAAAGAAGAAGCCCCCUCCUCGUGUUUUCUGUGAUAUCUGUGACUGUUUUGACCUCCACGAUACUGAAGACUGUCCCACCCAGAUGCAGUCUCCGGACUCCCCACCGCACAGCACGUACCACGGCAGCCGGAGCGGCGAACGGCCGUACUGCGACAUCUGCGAGGCGUUCGGCCACUGGACGGACUCCUGCAACGACGACCAAACCUUUUAGACACGCCCCCACCCCCCCCAAGCUCCAUCCAAACCCCCACCCAAACCCCACCCCUUCCUUUGUAGGAAAAAAGGCGAUGCACAAAUAUGCUUUCAACAAGUUAGCUCCUAUUUUUAUAAGCUAUAUUAGUGUUAUAUAUGUUGGUUUAUGCGUUCUCUCUACAUUCCUCUCAGCUGAGGGCAACGUUAAUGCUGCUUCGUAAGAAUUGGAAUUGUCCAGAAGGUGAGAGAUUGGAUCAUGUUUUCAUGUUAAUACUGUUUUGUACAUAGCAUACGUAGCUCAUGGUUGGAUCACGUCGUGCUCUGAUUGGAUUUUUUCGGGGUUGAGAGUUAAGGCCUUUUCACAACGAGUCAUUUUCUUUUUGGACGGAAAAAAUGAAGUUAUUUUCAAUGUAGUGGAAACUUUACACUAAUUCUGAUGCAUGUCUUGCCUUAUGUCCUAACAUAUAAACAGGGUUAGAAACUCCACAGCUCUCAUAAAUGUCCGUUCUUUCUGUUUUUCUGCUCUCUUUAAUUGAUCUUUUUCACACCAGUGCUUAUUAGUAGUAGUGAACGGACAUCAACAUUUUUUUCACCAUUGCAUAACAUUUCAUAGCCUUAAUGUAUUUUUGUCUUUUUUUAUUUUUAUUUUUCUGUCAAAGAAAAUGCUAUCAAAACAACAAUUUAAAAUGUAAAACUGUUUUUUUUUGUAAACCAACAAA
Molecule: messenger RNA, 4100 nt
Organism: Astyanax mexicanus (Mexican tetra)
Lineage: Eukaryota; Metazoa; Chordata; Actinopteri; Characiformes; Acestrorhamphidae
Gene: clip1b
Product: CAP-GLY domain containing linker protein 1b
Exons: 22
Coding region: 533-3400 (955 amino acids)
Biological process (GO): cytoplasmic microtubule organization; positive regulation of microtubule polymerization
Cellular component (GO): microtubule plus-end; cytoplasm; nucleus
Molecular function (GO): microtubule plus-end binding
Source: RefSeq, a predicted model, not a curated record